Molecule: messenger RNA, 2949 nt
Organism: Austrofundulus limnaeus
Lineage: Eukaryota; Metazoa; Chordata; Actinopteri; Cyprinodontiformes; Rivulidae
Source: RefSeq, a predicted model, not a curated record
AAGUUCUCCAAGGCAGCAAUGCAUUCAACUAUUCAGCGAGCCAAUUCAAACUGACUGCGACAGUUCACUGGGUAAUAAGAUCUUUGAGAGGACAGAUGACGACCACAAGGUUGCUCCAUKUAUUGAAGAUAGACAGUUUAUCAAUCUAAUGGACAAAGAAAUGUUUUUGGAUGAUYCCAAUAACUGGGUAGCUCCCCUUCCCUUUCGUGUACCAAGACCACGCCUGCCUAGCAARAGGGAGCAAGCUCUUAUCCGAUUCACCAACCUAUGUCGAACUCUGCAAAAGAAGCCAGAGAUGAAGAGUCACUUUCUGUCUUUCAUGCAAAAAAUCUUUGACAGAGACCAUGCUGAACUGGCUCCUCCUUUGCUUGAUGGUGAAGAAUGUUGGUAUCUUGCCAGUUUUGGUGUCUAUCAUCCACGCGAGCCGGGUCAAAUAUGUGUAGUAUUUGACUCCAGCGCAGCACAUCUUGGCAUCUCAUUGAAUGAUGUGCUAUUGACAGGACCAGACCUAAACAACAGCUUGCUUGGCAUGUUGAUGCGGUUUAGAUGUGAACAAGUAGCUUUCAUGACAGACAUUGAGCAAAUGUUCCAUAGCUUCGUGGUUAGGGAGGAUCACAGAAACUUCCUCAGAUUCUUUUGGUUUAAAGACAACGACAUGACCAAUGAAACUGUGGAGUAUCGCAUGAAAGUUCAUGUUUUUGGGAAUCAUCCAUCUCCAACCAUUGAUAUCUAUGGGUUGCAGAGAGCAGCACUACAUGGAGAAAAGGAGUUUGGCAUUGAAGUAAAGCAGUUCAUACACAGAGAUUUUUWUGUUGAUGAUGGACUCAAGUCAAUGGCUUCCGCAGCCCCAGCAAUUCAGCUAUUGAAGUCAGCUCAAGAGAUGCUUGCUAUCUCCAAUCUAAGACUGCACAAAAUAGCAUCGAACUCUCCAGUGUUAAUGCAGGCCUUUCCAUCKACAGACCAUGCAAGCGACUUAAAGGACCUCAACCUUGAUGUUGACUCACUUCCUGUUCAGCGCAGCCUUGGUUUAAACUGGGAUCUUAAGAAUGACAGUUUCACUUUCACGGUAGCCAGAAGCAAGAAACCAUUUACCCGAAGAGGUAUGCUUUCAACCAUCAACAGUCUAUUUGAUCCACUUGGCCUUGUAGCCCCCAUUACUAUUGAAGGGAAAUUCCUAUUGAGGCAGCUCACCAGUGAUGGUUACACUUGYGACGAACCCCUUCCUCCAGAGAAAGAGACAGAGUGGAUUGCAUGGCAAGAGUCUCUACAAGACUUAGAAAASUUUCAAACUGGAAGAGUUUACACUGCAACCCCUUUCUCUUCUGCACAACGCAAAMAAAUACAUAUUUUCUCUGAUGCCUCCACAAAGGCCAUUGCAGCUGUAGCCUACCUUAAGCUAGUUGACACAGAAGAGAAGUGCCAUGUUGGUUUCAUCAUGGGGAAGGCCAAGCUGGCUCCAGUAACUGGCCAUACAGUUCCCAGGCUUGAGUUGGGAGCCGCUGUCUUGGCAGUAGAAAUAGCAGAACUAGUUGUGAGUGAACUAGACAUCACCCCUGACUGCUUUAUGUUUCAUACAGAUAGUAAAGUAGUGUUGGGGUACAUUUAUAAUGAAACCAGGAGGUUUUAUGUAUACGUCAGCAACAGGGUUGAACUUAUUAGAAGGUCCACGCUUCCUGAACAGUGGAAAUAUGUCCACACCAGUCAAAAUCCUGCUGAUGUAGCUACUAGAUCAGUUCCUGCAAGACAGCUUUUAGCGACCAACUGGCUUACCGGCCCAGCCUUCCUAACACAUUCUGGGGACACAGAUCUGAUUGAGGAAACAUAAUACAGCCUUGUAGAGCCAGAUUCUGAUGCCGAGGUUCGGUGUCACACGACUACAGUCUCAGUUUCUCAUGGAGGUCUCGGUUCUCAUCGCUUUGAACGAUUCUCCAUGUGGCUAACCCUUAUCAGAGCUUUAGCAAAUCUCAUACAUGUGGCCCAGACCUUUAAGUCAAGAAAGGCUGGCAUGAAAACYGAUUGUAAUGGCUGGCAUCACUGUGUUAAGUCUUAUACAGCAGAAACACUACUAAAAGCAAAGACUGUCAUUCUCAGGUGUGUGCAAAGGGAAGCAUACCAAAGAGAUGUCUUUUCUUUGGUGAAAGACAAGGAUGUUCCUCACACCAGUACUUUGAAGAAGCUCAACCCUGUUCUUGAUGACAACGGGCUUUUGAGAAUAGGUGGACGACUCCAGCAUGCACCUUUGGAAAUGGAAGAAAAGCAUCCUGUCAUUGUUCCUAGAUGCAGCCAUGUUUCCACACUACUUAUCAGGUACUAUCAUGAAAAAGUUGAACAUCAAGGCAGAGUCUUCACRGAGGGAGCUCUUCGUACUGAUGGUUUCUGGAUUGUAGGUGCAAAGAAAUCCAUUUCUAGUAAUCUACGUAAGUGUGUCACAUGCAACAAGCUGUGAGGUAGACCUGCAGAACAGAAGAUGGCAGAUCUUCCACCAGACAGAGUCUGUACUGAACCCCCCUUUACAAACGUGGGUCUAGAUGUGUUUGGUCCAUGGACUAUCUCCACAUGCCGCACCCGGGGAGGUGCAGUACACAGCAAAAGAUGGGCUGUGCUAUUCACAUGCCUAAGUGUUCGUGCAGUGCAUAUUGAACUUAUAGAGUCAAUGGAUACAUCGUUUCGUCAAUGCUCUGCUACGCUUCUUUGCCAUUCGAGGAACUGUAAAGGUGAUCCGCUCAGACUGUGGGACAAACUUCAAGGGAGCCUGCAAGGAACUACAAAUGCUAUCACAAGAAGGGUCUAGUGUCACUAGGUAUCUUAAUGGAAAAGGAUGCACAUGGUUGUUUAACCCACCACACUCUUCUCACAUGGGAAGAGUGUGGGAAAGAAAGAUUGGGGUUUCCAGACGAAUCUUGGACUCCAUGCUUUCUCAGAUCAGUCCUUCAUGUCUCUCUCAUGAAG